UAUGAGUCAAUAGGAUGAAGGAGAGGAGAAACAGGAUGUUGAAUAAGUAGAACCAAUUGAACCUGAAGAGCCAGAUGUGCCACAAGAAGAGUACUAUGCUCCGGAGUCAUUAUAAAUUUAAAAGUUACAUAAUGAUAUUAAAGAGGGAUUAAAGAGAAUUGGUAAAACUGCCAAUUUAAGUGGGUACACAUUUGUGGAAUUAAUAUGUGAAAAUAAGGUACUAAUUUAUUAAAGCAUUUUAGAAAAUAGAUAAGUUGUUUAAUAUAAUGUAGGACUAUGUGCAUUUGAGGAAAAUUAGUUUUGCAAAUAAUCAAUUAUCUGAUGUGAAUAGCUUGUAGACUAUUAAAUACUUAACGAAUUUGAAUUUGUCAUUCAAUCAAAUAACUAAUUUGGAUUGUUUCAAUGUUCCAAACACAUUUGAGUUCUUGGAAGAAUUAAAUUUGGACAAUAAUAAAAUUACAAACUUUGGAUAAAUCAAUGCACCCAGAUUGAAGAAGUUAUCAUUGAAAAAUAAUCUGAUUAAAAGCGCAUAAGGUUUUAAUGGGCAUAAUACACUUGAAAUUCUUGAAUUUAGAAACAAUAAAUUGGAGUCAUUUGAAGGGUAAUCUAGAUAUAAAAUUAUGUUUUAGAUUUUAGAAUUUAUUGAAGCUUAAGCAAAUAUGGGCUGCCCAAAAUGCCAUCGUUUCAAUUGGUCAUUUGACUUAAUUACCUGAAUUGCAUACAUUGCAUUUGAGAGCAAACAAAAUAGUUGUCUUAACAGAUAUUCCGAAUUUGCCAAAAUUACAUCACCUUAAUCUUAGAGCCAACUUAAUCGAAAAAUUAGAUGAAUUUAAUAAUCUUAAAUCAUUGGAGACUCUUAAAUCGAUUACUAUGCAUGAAAAUCCAAUAGCAACUGAAAUGGGGGAUGGAAUCAGAAAGGAAAUCAUAAUGAUACUCCAAUAAAUUGAAAGAGUAAAUAAAGAACCAGUCCCUCCAGAAGAAAAAGCAGAUGCUCUGGCAGAAUUGAAAGAGAGAAUUGCUGCUGCCAUUUAAAAGAAGAAAGAGGAAGAAGAAGAGGCUGCAAGAUUAGCUGAAGAAGCAAGAUUGGCUGAAGAAGCCAGAUUAGCAGAAGAAGCUGCCAAAGCCGCAGAGUUGGCAGCUGAACAAGCUGCUGCUGAAUAAGAGGCAGCAGAUAAAGCAGCUGCAGAAGGAAGGACCAAUUAGCCUAAAGUGGAGUAAGAAGAAGAAGAGGAAGCUUGA
Paramecium octaurelia is the source of this 1239-nucleotide messenger RNA. Lineage: Eukaryota; Ciliophora; Oligohymenophorea; Peniculida; Parameciidae. The record is from the annotation of a GenBank genome assembly.